AUGCUAUACCCGCGCAGACUACAAAAGCUUCCAUGCAAAGACGAAUCUGGUCUAGUACCGAUGCAUCUCUACACCGCAGGGGUGUUGUUCCGGCCGUACUCGAUCCUGUUAGUGGAGCAUUUGGCCGAACCGUGGACAGAGUUGGUUAGUCGCACUACUGGACAGCUACGUUAUUUCAACUCUCACACAUCCGAAUCAACUUUUACCAUUCCGCCGGAUCAAGUUUUGUCUUUUACACAAACUCACUUCCUGAAGGUUCCAUGGAUUAUUGCCCAAGACUGCGAUAUCACUGUUCCUCGUCUAAUUGAGCAUUUGGAGCCAUUUCUCCGGGCCAGUCCGUAG
Molecule: messenger RNA, 342 nt
Organism: Echinostoma caproni
Lineage: Eukaryota; Metazoa; Platyhelminthes; Trematoda; Plagiorchiida; Echinostomatidae
Source: the annotation of a GenBank genome assembly